ACUGCUGUAGACAGGUGUGUCUACAGCAGUGAGGCAUGAGGGUGCGGGUGGUUGUUGGCGAGUGACAAUUAAAACGUCAUAAUUCUUCAAAUCGUUUACUUAAUGUUAUUUUGAAUUGUACAGGAUCUUUGAGAACGUAUUCCAUGUAUUCACUUCAGCUGUGAUCCGGUCCUUGCAUUGUUUUGGUGUUGGUUGCAGGCAGCAUAGCGAUGGGAGGCUGCCAAGUAAGCAGCCGGUGCAGUAAGAAGAAUAAGCUUGAUGGUCUGCAGUGGUGAACGUCAUCAGAGAGCAUCAAGCAGGCGGCCGAGAACCUGCUUCACAUGAUGCAUCCAUAAAUGCAUAAGGAUUUACAGGUUUCGGAUCAGACUGGACAAAGAUGGGGUGUCCCUCUCUACUCCUCAUUACUCUGACUGCGUGUCUCCCUUCACUUGGAAGCUUGUCAGACUCACAUUCUUGGACAGAGACGACCAUUCGUCGAGUGAGUGAAACAGAACGUAGCAGUGUGGGCAGCAGGGAAAACCUAUUGGAUGGCACAAUCCGUCCCCUGGCAAAAGAGCAGGCCAGAAACCCAGAUGAGUUGACCCUGACUGGAAGCGCCGCCAUUACUACACCUCGGUUAAUUAGGCCUGGAGCCUCUGGAGCAGCAGACGCUAAUUCUUCCGUUGCAAUACACAGUCGUCUAGGAGUAAAGUCCCUGGACCGUCGCCGCAAAACUGCCAGUGUUGAUAACAGAUCCCUAACUGAUGAAGACCAUCCAGUCCAAACUCGUGUGUUGUCCUCUGCGACAAAGGACAACUUGUCGAGAUAUGGACGACCAUGCAUCCAAAGUCCUUGUGUCCGUUUUACCAACUACAACGGCACCAACCUGCAGUGGGACGACAUGAGACGCACGCUGGCGUUCGCCUGGGAAAUCCACGUCUUCGGCUCAGCCAGCCUCUUUAUUCUGAUGGCGUCUUUGGCUGUUAUGGGACUAGUCGGUGCCUCUACUUUACCAUAUCCCCACUGCGGCACUCUGAUGCUGGCUAACAGUGCCCUGAUUAUGGGGGGCGCGGUGCGGGCCGUCCACCUGCUGCUGGAUCCUUACGGGACCCGUCAGAUCGUGUCUCACGCCACGCUGGCGGCGCUGCAGAAUGUCCCCAUGCAGCUUCUCCCGUGGGCUCAGGUCACCCUUACGCUUGUCACGCCCAGGCGGUUCAAAUUGUUCCUGUUCCCGAUGAUGCUGCAGAAGCCUCAGGUGGUCGCAGGGCUGCUUGUCUCACACUGCACUGUUCUCCUAGCAGCAGACUUACAUUUCACUGAUUUAUUGCCACUGCUCCCUCUUUUCCUGCAGACUCUGUCCCUCUGCUGGGGCCUCCCGUUCUGUAUGGAAAUCCUAACCAAGUCCCUUUCCCAUUUAAACAUCUUCUACAGGUCGUCACUUCCUCUGGGGGUUUCUACACAGAGGAUCGAGAUGUGCGCAAAGCGAGUCACAGCCGUGUGCGCCUCCCUGGGCAUUGUUUGCUGUAGCCUUCAGAUUUGCAGUCUCCUGUGGCUCUACGGGCUGAUGGGGAACUGGAGGCGCUUCGGUUGGGGCUGGUGGCUUGGUCAGUUCUGGGCUAGGAUUCUGGAGUUAGCUUGGGGCUUCUCCUUGCUUGUCUUGGGUUCCUGGAUCUUCUGGAUGCCCUCCAGAAGACGUGGCCAACGCGAGGUGUCCAAGACGACAAGCUGGUGGGAUAGGGUCUUAGCCAGUGUCCAACAAGGGCGGCUCAAGCGUAGUGAGAAGAAAUGGAGAGCGCUGAUGCCAAACAAUUUGGCUAAGCAUCAUUUGUCAGGAUCGAGUUUCAUCACGAGUCCCUAUGAAAACCAACCGUCUGUGGUUGUAACGGAAUACAAGUGCGAUCCCUCCGGCAUCAGCAAUGGUGACUCUCAGGCAGCGUUCCUGCAAAAAGUGAGUGAGCGUGAAUGUAUUCUCUCCUUCAUUAAUCUUGACACGAUGUCGCCAUCUCCCGUUAACCCGAGGCGGAGCAUGGACAAUGCCCUCCAUCACGGUCAGCUUUUAGCCGGUAGUCUGUUUACACCUCCUCCUCCUUCAUGGACGCACUCUAACGACGAGAACGGCACUACGGCUUUCCCUCCGGCCUAUGUUGGCUACGGCUGGAUGAUAGACACGGAAUCCAUCCCCGCAUCUCUGGAUCAUUUCCAAGCCAGGGAGCCGUCACAGAUCACGGAUCACAGUUGUAACGAUCAGUCUAAGAAAACCCAUCGGGAAGAGGAGUUUUCUUCAAGGUUAUCAACGCCGUCACAUUCAAAUGAUUGGUCCGAUGAAGACGUCACCAACUUUUAAAACAUAACAUCUUUAAUCUGAGGUCUUCAACAUGUGGUCCGCAAAGGUACUGCAGGGGUGUGGUCCCUAAAUUACGUCAGAAUACGGCCCACCAGCGUCCAAACUCUGGCCUGCGGGAAGUCUCAAGUAUUUUUUUUAAUUAGUCCGACCGCUUCUAUGUUAGCUACCUCUGUUUGUUUAUAAUGUCUAUUUUUCUGCUGGAUCUACUCUCUAUUUCAUUUUUGCUGCAGCGGGUACAUAUACUGUAAUACUGUACAUCAGGAGUGUCCGAGUCAUUUGAGUUCAGGGGCCGCAUGGAGGAAAAUCUGCGCACCCGCGGGGCGGACUAUUAAAAUCAUGGUAUUAAAACUAAAAGAUAAAGAUAACUUCAGAUUGUUUUAUUUGUCUUACUUUGGCCAAAAAUAGAACAAUUACAUUCUGAAAAUAUGACAAUAAAAGUAUAGAGAAAAAAAAAAACGGCAGUGGUAAAGUUUAGAUCAGGGGUCUCCAAACUAUUGCCCGCGGGCCAAAUACGCCACAGUGUCGGACGAGUGCGCACACGCGGUGCACUCUUUUAGUCAAUUAAUACGUGAGGAAUUUUUAUAUAUAUAUAUAUAUAUAUAUACAUACAUACAAACCCCGUUUCCAUAUGCGUUGGGAAAUUGUGCUAGAUAUAAAUGUAAACGGAAUACAAUG
Messenger RNA from Nerophis ophidion (straightnose pipefish), 2998 nucleotides. Its product is annotated as proline-rich transmembrane protein 3-like. The transcript is spliced from 3 exons. The coding region runs from base 377 to 2323 and encodes 648 amino acids. NCBI's taxonomy places the organism in Eukaryota, Metazoa, Chordata, Actinopteri, Syngnathiformes, Syngnathidae. The record is from RefSeq and is a predicted model, not a curated record.